This is a messenger RNA of Aspergillus niger, 939 nucleotides long. RefSeq lists its product as uncharacterized. The transcript has a single exon. Gene Ontology annotation, molecular function: 4-hydroxy-tetrahydrodipicolinate synthase activity. NCBI's taxonomy places the organism in Eukaryota, Fungi, Ascomycota, Eurotiomycetes, Eurotiales, Aspergillaceae. The record is from RefSeq and is a predicted model, not a curated record. The coding region runs from base 1 to 939 and encodes 312 amino acids.
AUGGCCAUUACACCCCGCCCCCUCAAACCCGGCAUCUACGUCCCAACCGUCGCCUUCUUCACCUCUCCCAACGAAGACCUCGACCUCUCCACCACCGCCCUCCACGCCACCUACCUCGCUCAAGCCGGCGUCACCGGUCUAGUCGUGCAAGGCAGCAACGGUGAAGCCGUCCACCUCAGCCGCGAAGAGCGCAACCUCAUCACUUCCACCACCCGUCGCGCUCUCGACUCUCACGCCCCCUCCGCCCCGCUCAUCGUCGGCUGCGGCGCCGCCUCCACCCGCGAGACCAUCCAGCUGUGCCAAGACGCCGCCGCCUCCGGAGGCGACUAUACCCUGAUCCUCCCUCCCUCCUACUACAAAUCCCUCCUCUCUCCCAAGGACCUUCUUGAUCACUUCCGCCUCGUCGCCUCCGCCUCCCCCAUCCCCAUCCUGGUGUACAACUUCCCCGGCGCCUCUUCGGGCCUGGACCUCUCCUCCGACGACAUCCUCGCCUUGGCGGAGCACCCCAACAUCGUCGGCGUGAAGCUGACCUGUGGAAACACGGGUAAACUGGCGCGCAUUGCCGCCGCCGCCGAACCCGGUUUCAUGACCCUUGGUGGUUCCGCUGAUUUCACUCUCCAGACGCUGGUGGCAGGCGGUCAUGGAGUGAUUGGCGGCGUGGCGAACCUGAUCCCUCGUUUGAGUGUGCGCGUGAUGGAGCUGUAUCAGGCGGGACAGGUCGAAGAGGCCCAGCGGUUGCAGGCCAUUGUAGCGCGUGCGGACUGGCAGGCUAUCAAGGGUGGUUUUGUAGCGGUGAAGAGUGCGUUGCAGACGUACCGCGGAUACGGAGCAUUGCCGAGACGGCCGUGUGUGGUGCCGUCAGAGGCGCAGGCGACGGCGUGGAAGGAUUCUUUUGCGGAGGCUAUGGAGCUGGAGAGACAGUUAGAGAAGCAGGCCUAG